Penaeus chinensis is the source of this 4724-nucleotide messenger RNA. RefSeq lists its product as uncharacterized. The record is from RefSeq and is a predicted model, not a curated record. NCBI's taxonomy places the organism in Eukaryota, Metazoa, Arthropoda, Malacostraca, Decapoda, Penaeidae. The transcript is spliced from 3 exons. Bases 422 to 4372 code for a protein of 1316 amino acids.
AAAAGGAGCGGAGCGGGGGACUCCCCACACGUCUAGCCGAGGUCGGGUGCCGCGCCCCAGGGCCAGGAGGUGCUCGGACUCCAGCAGGCCCGACCGCCAUGACGGGUCCUUCAGUCACCAGGCCCGCACAGUCGCCCGCGAUUGGCCGCCCCCUGUGCGCGUGACCCCGAGCGCUGUCCGGAGAAGGCCCUCCCUCUAUAGAGCAGAGCUGGUGCAGAACGAUGACCAAGAUAGGUUCUCGACGUGCUCCUCCGCCGAGUCCUUGGCGGCGACCCCGACACGCCCCCGCCUGAGGCCUGCAACUCAAGAGUCUUGCUUUAGUACUUAUGACUUAUGUACCACCGAUAACAGUCGCUUUUUUACUGUGGGAAAUGAUGAUAAUGAUAAUAAACAAUAUAGAACUUUCCACAGAGAGUUUGGUAUGGACCUUGAGGGUAAGGCAGCUCGGGGUUUGGAUUCCCGAGGGAGAACUGCAGGUGGUCAUGAGGCCUGGAGAGAGCCCGGCGCAUGGGAAGCCUCGGUGCAUGAGACGAGGGAAGGCAAAUCCAAAGGCCUAGCGACCGGAAGUGAAAGUGGGGCAACUAAACAGUAUAUCAAAGGUGCAUGUGGACCAAUUGAUAAACAGUCUAGUAUUUUAAGUGGCCAUAGUGGUGAUGGUGUAAGUAAACGGACCAGUAAUAUACACAACAUUCUUGGUGCAUCUUCUAAUAAAAAAUCUGUGAGUGGGGCAACUAACAAACAUAGUGUACAUAGACUUACUAAUCAAAUUUACGGUGGGACUACUAACAAACCGUCUGACUUAUUAUAUAGUCCAAGGAAUAAAGAGUCGGAUGUUGCAUGUGUAGUUCAUAAGGACGACUUUAAACAGGAAUUAUCAGAUAAGUUAUCUUCAGUAAACAGGAAUAUAUGUGAGAGUACUUAUGAGUUUGGACGACUUGGAGAUGAUGGAGCGAGCAAGGGAUCCUUAGGACAGGAUUCUGUAUCCUCGGGACCUUUGUCAUUGGUGCCUUGGCAAGGGUCAUCGGAGUGCCUUCUUGAUGAUCCCCAUACAGGAAUGGAAAAGGGAAGGAAAGAAGAAGGGGGAGGAAGAGGAGGAGAAGGAGAAGGAGAAGUAAGCGCUUCUCUCUCGCUCCCAGACCUUCCUAAAGACACCAUGUUGGAUCGUGUCCUUCGCUGCUUCGACGCUCUCCACAUCGCUCACUCGCAGAUCACCCUUCGCCACGAGAAUCAAGAUGGAGGGAAAGGAGUCGUAUUGUAUAAAGACAACCUUGAAUCUGUGGACUCCGAACUCUGGAAGCACCGCUUUGGCAUCGAGGACUCCAGACAUAACCUCUUCUUCAGGGACUUCUCGCUGGAGGAGAGAGAAUUUCCAGAGUCGUCAGCUGGAAGUGUUUCCUCGGCAGCAGACCAAGAGCGAAUACACGUCGAUCUGCUAAACUGUUCCCUAGAGGUGCAAGAGUCGUCCCUUUGCAGGUCGUCAGAAGCCUUCAACCGGACCAGCCACGCGGAAGCCUCCUCCACGUCGUCCUCCCCGACGCCUGUCACUGAGGUCAUCAUCACGCCUCCCGAGGGAUUCCGCUGUGACCCCGACCUUUCGCUGAGCGACGAGGAGAGCAGCGAUUCGCUAGGGAAGCCACUUGCAGAACAGGGUGAAAACUUGUCGGUAAGCCAGACUGAGAUAGCUGAGAAUCCCGAAAAUAUCGGCACAGCAGUUCCACACACACCAAACAAUGUGGACGAUACACUGCAUAGUCAAAUUAACGAGCGUGAAAACCUUAAAGGAACUGAGCCACCGACACAAACGCAAGCACAAGAAAUUGUAUUUGAAGCAGCCGGACCUUCAGAAAACAUGGUUCCCUUCCGCCUGAUAACAGAGAGAGAAUACCAGUAUCAUCUAAAGAUAAAAAGGAAAGAAUCGGUUAGUGAAGCAGGUGAGUCGGAGAUAUGCAAGGAGCCACCCAGCGAGAACAUACAGAAACAAGAAUGCGGGAAGAACGAGACUCUCCUCGAGGGUGAAAACGGGUCUCCAAGGCGUCUCUCAAACACAGAACGACCUUCCCGAGUGGCAUAUCUUAAAGGUCUCCUAUUUGGGGGCCCAGAAAAUCAACCGGACACAUCCGCCUCAGUUACAAAGAGCAAAGACAAAGGAUCUGAUACCAAAAAACCUUUACAACCAAAAUUAUCCUUUGUUGACGCACACGACUUAUAUAGCAGUAAAGAUAACGGAAGUAAUGUAUCAAAAGAUGCACAUUCAGUAUUUGAAGAGUCACAUAGCAUACAUGACCAAUUAAUUCGUUCAAAAAUGUGUGAGAAAAUUCGAACUUCUAGUAACUCGGAAGGUAUCGAAAGAAAAUCAUCUGUGUCCACUCAAGCCUCGACAGGAACACACGUUGAAAGUGACUAUAGCAGCAGCAGCACAGGUACUCCCCCGCCUGUAAACUUCACUACGCAUCCUCUUUCUUCCACAAGUUCUAAAGAAAACCUCCUGGACGAGGGUAAUUCGGACAGCAAAGAAGUUCCUUUGACGGUAAAUGAGGAGAUUGUUGGCGACUCAGCUGUUUGUAGUAGUCCCCCUGAAACCCAAGAGAACCGUUUUCUUUCAACUCAAAAUGAGUCCCGUUUUCCUUUACACAAAAUGUACCCAGACUCUGAUAGUGAGAGCGAUGAGGAAGAAGAAGAAGAAGCAGAUAUUAAAACAAAAGCUAACGUUGAACUUUCCGCCAUGUCCUUAGAAUCCGAGAAGAGUGAAGAGCUCGAAUUAUUUAUAAACAACCCCGAGUCGAUGAUCGUGGGAAAAGUAUGCAUCUCGGAAGAGGACCCAGUCUUCGAAGUGGAGGAAGACGCCAAUGCGGAGGCUACGGAAGGAGAAGGUGACGAGGCAAGCGAAUUGAUCGUAUUCAGACUUCAUGUUUCGGAACCGUCGGCCCACACUCCCUCUCCGAGUCCUCCCUUGAGAGAUGGCUGGGGAGUGGACGCAGGACCUACCGUCUCCGAGGAGCUCCUUAGCCUUGAAGGAGAACAGUUUGUGGAGCUCUUACCCACGCUGGUACAGAACGAGCUCCCGACAGUCUCUGCACAGGCGACCGGAGACCACGCGGACGACACAACGCCCAUGGUCAAAGUUCCCUACGUCCUGAUCUCGGAGGACGUGAGGCAGAGCUACGAGACGACCGUGACCCGAGCUGACCUCGACUCGUGUGAGAGAUGGGUGGUGGAGUCGCGCUCAGAGGCGCCGGUUUCGCGCAUGUACGCCGGCGCGACAGACUCCUCUCCCUCCUCCCUCUCUGCCGACGGCGCAGACAGCGACGAGGAGCUCGAGAUUUUCCACACCACAGAGUCCACUCCGUCUGACUCGCCUUCCGCGGGGCCUGGCGUUUCUGACAGGGAUUCCGCCACAAGGUCCUGGAGUCAUGAAGAUCAUUGUAGUAUUAGCGAAGGAACUCCGCUCGUAGCAUCAAUGAAAACGGGAAACGAUAACAGUAUGAUUCGCGAGAAGAAGAAAACGGAGUUGACCGUAAUUUUGGGGGACACUAAAAUAAAUUCCCGUGAGUUAGGUGGAUAUUCUUCAAAGAAUGAAACGCCAUAUUUUGUCAGUAUCAGGAACUUAGAUAUUCAAAAUGAAAAUGCAGAAAAAAUGGAGAAUGGGAGUGAAUACAAUAAAAGCGAAAACGUGAAGGAUCCGGCUUCAAAAUACCGGCUCUCCGAUGUUGAAGAAGAGUAUGACCCCGCCAUUCUUGAGUCGACAGAAUCCUCGAAAGGUCGCAGUGUGGUCGGCACCUUCAAUUUCCUGGGGUCUGCGAAGUCCUCUUCCUUGGCGAACACGCCUUCCGAGGGACCAGAGAGCCUUGAUGACUCCUACGCCAGCCUGCAGGACGGGGUCACCGUGCUGGGGACAUACAACUUCGUGGGUACUGGCGUCCCCGCUGACGCCGGCGUCCUCAGGUGCGCAGAGCGGCCGGAGGAGAGCCCGGAACUGCCCUCGCUAACGGACUCCAUCAUCAGCCUCGAGGACGGCAAGCACCUGCUGGGCGUCUUUGACUUCACGAAGCCCAAGCACGAUCUCAGAACAGAGGCGCGGGCGAACAGGAGCGAAGGAAGAUCCUCGAGUGUUCAAUGCGAAUACAAGGACGCAGCGAGUGAGGAGAAGACUCCCGAUCCUGUAGUUCAAGAUACAGGACUCGAGGAGGAGGUAGACUGCGUCCAGGACCCAGAAUGGAAGGGCAAAUCAAACACGACAGAGGACUCUGUUUGCAUGCAGGACCGUAGGACCCUCUCCCACCACUGCGGAGGACGCCAGACCGAGUCAGGCGCCGCCAGUUCCAAACUCCGCCGUCAGCCAACAACAGAGUCCUCAAAAAUUCCCUUCCGUUGAGGCUGUGUGUCAGAGUCCUGCGCAAAGGGAGGAAGCGGAGGAUGGAGACCUCACGCAGGAGGACGCGGAGGCAGCGGGAGAGGCGAAGGACGUCUGCGUAGAGGCUGCUGCCGCCACCGACGACUCUCAAGCAGGUGUAGCAGCGCAUUCCCCGGUAGCACUAGCGGCGUGGGCGGGACAGAACCCAUGGUCAAGCCUGAAAGCUAAUGUAGCGACACAGAGAUGUAGACGGGAUUAGAGCGACACCAUCCUUCCUACACCACACAGUUUGACGCAGCGGACAUAAAAGAUGUGUGUAAAAUAGAGGUUUUGGUUCAUUGGACUGGCCGAGGCGCGUGAGAGAGAGAGAGGG